Molecule: messenger RNA, 228 nt
Organism: Cooperia oncophora
Lineage: Eukaryota; Metazoa; Nematoda; Chromadorea; Rhabditida; Trichostrongylidae
Source: the annotation of a GenBank genome assembly
AUGUCGAUUCGCGGAAUUGAGCAGAAUUUAACAAGAUGGCCACUGCAGAAAGCUGUGGAAGAUCUUGUCGAUGAUAUUGGCCAUGCUCUUAGAGAGCUACAUGAAUUGAAGGGUGAACCACGAGAUCAUUCAGUUCCACGGUACAUUGUUCGGCGAAAACUUGGCGUUCAAAAAAGCGGUCAAGUCAAAAUUGCCGCUGGUAAAAGUAAAACUCAUUUGAUGUUUUAA